Molecule: messenger RNA, 561 nt
Organism: Hyaena hyaena (striped hyena)
Lineage: Eukaryota; Metazoa; Chordata; Mammalia; Carnivora; Hyaenidae
Product: peptidyl-prolyl cis-trans isomerase A-like
Exons: 2
Coding region: 1-501 (166 amino acids)
Biological process (GO): protein peptidyl-prolyl isomerization
Molecular function (GO): peptidyl-prolyl cis-trans isomerase activity
Source: RefSeq, a predicted model, not a curated record
AUGGCGACAGUGGCGACAGUGACAGCUCUGGACUUCGUGGUCACCCCCACCGUGUUCUUCGACAUCGCCAUGGACGGCGAGCUGUUUGUAGACAAAUUUCCAGAAACAGCAGAGAGCUUUCGUGCUCUGAGCACUGGGGAGAAAGGAUUUGGUUACAAAGGUUCCUGCUUUCACAGGAUUUUUCCUGGAUUUAUGUGCCAGGGUGGUGACGUCACACGCCAUCACGGCACUGGCGUCAAGUCCCUCUAUGGGGAGAAAUUUGAUGAUGAGAAUUUCGUCCUGAAGCACACGGGUGGCAUCCUGUCCACGGCGAAGGCUGGACGCAACACGAACGGUUCCCAGUUUUUCACCUGCACCGCCAAGCCCGAGUGGUUGGGGGCCAAGCACGCGGCGGAUGACAAGGUGAAGGAGGGCAUGAACCCCGUGGCGGCCAGGGAGCGCUUUGGGUCCAGGAACCACAAGCCCAUCAAGAUCACCAUUGCUGACUGCAGACAAAUCUAAUACAUUUGACUUGCGUUUUAUCUUCACUCCCAGACCAUUCCUUCUGUAGCUGGAGAGGCA